CUCAAUCAGGCGAUGGUGCUUGGCGAUGUUGAUAACGAUAAGUAUAAUGAGCUUGUUGUGGGGAACAUCGAUGGAGACUUGUCAGUCUUUAAAGGCAGCAGUGUCACACCAUGGAGAAAGACCUCCGAUCUUGGAAUGAUAACAUGUAUAGGUCUAGGAGAUAUAUGCAAUAAAGGAAAGAACAACCUGGUUUGUCUGACAGCUGAAGGUUGGUGCUACAUCUUCGACAUCAGGCCGGAGGGCAGCUCAGAGUUCCUCAAAGAAGAUGAGAGUGAUAUUGACAUUAGAAUCCUCAAGCCUGCCUACACACAACAUCUCCCAGCCAACGGCAAGGUGAUGCUGAUAGCUGAUACAGAUGGUGAUGGCCAGACAGAGUUGGUCGUUGGCUACUCAGACCGAGUGGUGCGGACUUUCCGAUGGCAGUCAGGGCUGGACAGUGACGCCUACUCAACUGGACAGUUCAUACAGCACCAGAAGUGGCAGCUGGCCGGUCAGAUUGGAUCCAUUACGGUGAACAGUUGUGGUGAGGGCAAGCCUCAGCUGCUGGCGUCCCAACCUGGGGGAACGCUGGUCACACUGCUGCAGGGGACCAACAUCAGGAUAGAGCAGCCCCACAUAGAACACAGUGAGGAGUCAACUCAGCAGUCCUUUGUGUACCAUCCCCUGGGGUCCUGCAGAGCUCGCAACAAGGAAGUGUCAACUGUCAUCGUUGGUGGAAUAAAACGAGAGAGAAAGGAAAAAGACGACAAAGCUUCCUCUUUCUAUGCCCUGGCCACUCUAGAUGGUAGCCUUGUGCUUGUACAGUCUGACAAGACCGAGUCGGACAAGAUCGUGUGGUCACUACAGGUCGAUCACCAGCUGUUCUCUCUCCACAAACUGGACGUUACGGGUAACAAUCGUGAGGAGGUUGUAUGUUGUUCCUGGGAUGGGCAGACGUACAUCGUCAACCACAGCCGUGAGGUGGUGAGGUACCAAUUUGAAGAGAAUGUUGCCGCUUUCUCUGCAGGUUUCUUUGCUCUGCCAGACCAAGGCAACGUGCCAUGUUUUGUGUACGCAACGUUCAACAACCGCAUCUACAUCUACUACAAUAUCAGCCUCCCCGAGGUGGAGUCCACCAACCUCCUCACCGUCAUGGGCAGGAGAGACGACACGCGGCAGCUGCUGGCCAGGAUGAACAUUGAUCCUAAGCGAUCCGACCAGCUGCGACAGCUGUAUCACUGGGUGCUGUAUGGCUUCCACGGCAAGACAUGACCAACUGAGCAGACCUACACCUACCAACGGAAGACAUGACCAACUGAGCAGACGUACGCCUACCAACGGAAGACAUGACCAACUGAGCAGACCUACACCUACCAACGGAAGACAUGACCAACUGAGCAGACCUACACCUACCAACGGAAGACAUGACCAACUGAGCAGACCUACACCUACCAACGGAAGACAUGACCAACUGAGCAGACCUACACCUACCAACGGAAGACAUGACCAACUGAGCAGACGUACACCUA
This is a messenger RNA of Haliotis rubra (blacklip abalone), 1508 nucleotides long. RefSeq names its product KICSTOR complex protein ITFG2-like. NCBI's taxonomy places the organism in Eukaryota, Metazoa, Mollusca, Gastropoda, Lepetellida, Haliotidae. Gene Ontology annotation, biological process: regulation of TOR signaling. Gene Ontology annotation, molecular function: protein binding. Gene Ontology annotation, cellular component: KICSTOR complex. The transcript has 12 exons. Bases 13 to 1251 code for a protein of 412 amino acids. The record is from RefSeq and is a predicted model, not a curated record.